GGUCAUCUUGAGCAACAAAUAAAUCCAAUGAAAACAAAAAGGAAAGUAAGCUGUCAGUCGUCUUCCACGUCGUCGCCCUCGGACUCUUCUGCGGCCCGGCGCUCGAACGCCUUGUCCCGGUGCCGCUCCUGGAUCUCCUUCAUCUCCUCGGCGUAGCGGCUGAACGCUCCCCCAAACUUGCUCCAAGCCUUGAAGGGGAUCGUGAUAGAGUUCCGGUAGCUGGGCUUCACCUCGCUCACCCGCAAGAAAACGCCGUACUUGUUGGAGCCCACGUCGAAGAAGAAGCGCUUAGAGUCCACCAUGAUGGAAGUGCCCUCCGGGAGCUCGCUGUAGCCGGUCGCCCCUCCACCGCCGCCGACCAGCUCGUCGUCAUCGCCGCCGUAGUCGUCUAUCAACUUGGCCAAGGCGUCGCGGAACUCUAUCAAGCCCUGGGCCGGCAAGGCGAUGGUCUGUCCGGCCUGCAUGCCAGUUCCGGGCAUGCCACCCACGCCGACACCGAAGCCGGGGCCUCGGUUGACGGUCUGGCGGAUCCGGAGAAAGCGACCCCGCUGGUUCUCCUUCAGGUCGAGGUAGUAUUUUCGGUUCUCCCGCACCAGGAACUCGCUCUUCAAGGCCCGCCGAGGCCCGCUGUCAUCGCCACCGGAUGACUGAGCGAUCUGCUCCGGAGUGCUAGGCCCCAGCUGGGCGUAGUGCUCGAUGAAAUCUCCGAGGUAGUCGCGGAACUCCGCCGCCACUGACAUGGAAAGGGUCAGCCGACUUUUCGACCCCCCGGCGCCGACCUCGGCGAUCUUGAUGAACCGGCCUUUGGCGUUCUGCUUCACGUCAAGGUAGAAGCGUUUGUUCUGGAUGUCUAGCCGCUUAGAGGCCAGCUCCUGAGUCUCGGGCUCCCGCUGAUAAUGCUGGAAGCCGCCGCCACCACCACCACCCCCCCCUCCGCUGCUGCUGCCACCGCGCUCACUUCCACUGUCCCCAUCCGCCAUCUUCGCCGCCAGCAGCCCCUUUCUCUGUGCAGCUUUCACCCGCACCCCCUUUGCUAGCCCAGCUCGCGCAAGCAAGAAACCGGAUGCCAAGGUUUGAGUGGUGAUUGGCUCCCACGGAUGCCACUCCUGAAAUCCUGUGUUUCUAUUGGCUAAUCUCCUGCCCAUCAUGUGAACGCUUACCACCCACUAUGACGUAAUAGUAAUGUAUUUACAAUUGAAAACUGCAAUGUGAGUGUUCUCGCUACAUGAGUGUUUGUUUGUUUGGUUAGUUGUUUUUUUUUAGCUUAGACGUUUAUCGGUGUUUGAAAGCUAAAGAUGGUGACUUAUGCGACGAAUUGUCGCACAUAGAGUCGAGGUGAUAUCCACAACGGCGAUGUCCUUAUGGUGCAUUUUGGGAAACUCCUGGAAGGACACUCCACAAAUCCCGCCUACUUGUUGGUUACGUGCGCAAAAAGCAGCCGCGAUUAUAGCUUCUUGGUGGGGGAGGAUGGGUGGACGUCAUCCAUACAAGCCGUGCCCUGAUUGGCGUAGGUCAAUGGUCCGAAGUAGCAACGGAUCAUCCAAUUGGAUGCCGGGGCUGCCACUGCGGCUGGUGUGAAAAAGACUUUACGAGGGAUUUGUUUCUUUGCCCGUCGAAAACCGAAAUUAUUUGAUAUCCACGUAGUGCUUCAGUCAGAUAAAGAGGCGGAAAAUGGCUGGCGGCAAGGCAGGAAAAGACAGCGGCAAAGCUAAAGCAAAGGCAGUGUCUCGCUCACAGAGGGCCGGCCUUCAGUUCCCAGUUGGUCGCAUCCACAGGCACCUGAAGACCCGCACGACCAGCCAUGGUCGCGUUGGAGCCACAGCAGCUGUGUACAGCGCCGCCAUACUGGAGUACCUCACCGCUGAAGUGCUAGAGUUGGCAGGCAACGCGUCCAAAGACUUGAAGGUGAAGCGAAUCACUCCUCGUCACUUGCAGCUGGCCAUCCGCGGCGACGAAGAGUUGGACUCGCUUAUCAAGGCCACAAUUGCUGGCGGAGGUGUCAUCCCCCACAUCCACAAGUCUCUGAUUGGGAAGAAGGGCCAACAGAAGACUGUUUAGAUGCCACCUUGCUUGACCUUCAUCAUCUGGGCUUGGGCUUUGAUCGGACCAGAGGGUCACAUUUGCCCUUUUUUUGUAUUAUUAUUAUUAUUAUUAUUUUUAUUAUUAUUUUUUUUUACGUUAGCAAACCAAGAGUGAUGGUUAGACUUGGUGUUUUCUCCCCACUUAAAAGAAACACUUAAUGACUGUUUGUGUGUCUUGUUGGAAUGCUUGACUGGAGAGUUGACGUUUGUGUCAAGAACGGCGACAGUGAAUUUGUUUGAUUGGCUUGUUAUGUUUUAUACUAAAAAGAAAACUUGUUAAAAUCAUUUAUAUAUAUAUGUAUAAAAAAUGCUGUGGUAUUGACGGUAUAUUUUUGAACAGCUAAAUGUGCGUCGGUGCUUUUCACCUCUCGAUGUGUUUUUAACUGCACAAUCUUAGAAGUAUGACGUUGUUGUUGUUUUUUAAUGACAUUGAUAUGAAAAAUUGUGAGAUGCAACUGUACCUGUAUUUGGAGUGCAGAAGUAUUUUUUUAAAACUUGAAAAUUUGGUGGCACUGAACCCUGCAGGUCUGGCCUCAAUGUGCUGGUGUCCGUGACAUAUCGCUACGUUUCCUGAAAACCUCAGCAGGGCUUAACACUCAAACGUACUGUGUGUGUGUGUGGGUGUGUGUAUGUGAAACAUGAAUAUCACUCCAUGACAUUCUAUUAAUGAACAUCAGAGCAAUUCUGGGAAAAAAAAUAAUCUGUGUUCAAAACACUCUUUUGUCUUUGAAUAAAAACCCUUUGUAUGCCAUCACUGACUUA
This is a messenger RNA of Dunckerocampus dactyliophorus (ringed pipefish), 2843 nucleotides long. Its product is annotated as histone H2A.V. Gene Ontology annotation, cellular component: nucleosome. The transcript has 4 exons. Bases 1672 to 2058 code for a protein of 128 amino acids. The record is from RefSeq and is a predicted model, not a curated record. Lineage: Eukaryota; Metazoa; Chordata; Actinopteri; Syngnathiformes; Syngnathidae. Gene Ontology annotation, molecular function: structural constituent of chromatin; DNA binding; protein heterodimerization activity.